UUAAUACGUAAAAAAUUUUAUGAGAUUUUGAAAGUUAAAAAAAAUCAUGCAUGGUCAGUUCUUUCGAUUCAUAAUCUAUGACAAAAUUAAAACAGACCCUUUAAUGUUAAAUAUAAUAAAUACGAUAAAUGCAAAAAUAUAUCAAAUAAAUAUUUUAAUAAAAACACAAUAAAGAAAGACAGAGAUUUAUGAAACGAAAAAUACAAGUGGAAGAACAAAUGAUUUUUCUCAGAAAAACUCAUCCAGUUUCCUAUCUUAUAGUAUCAUAACUACUGCCUUUGUUUUGAAAUUUCAAACCGGUUAACGUUGUAUGUAUUGGGUUAUAAAAUAUUGUGUGUGUAUAAGUUCAGUUAAUACAAACUUGGUGUGGUAUUAAUUAUCAAAUAAAUUCUAUAUUAAAACCAUUAUUUUAAAGAAUCGUUCAUUUUGAUGAACAUAUAUAAUGGCAAUAAGCACGUAUUUUCAUCGCAAUGUACUUCUUUUAACGCAAGUAAUUCCAACGAGUGAUGAGUUUAAACUACACUUUCACGAGGGAAUGUUUGACAAACCUAAUACGAUUGGAUUUAUGCAUGUUUCACAAUAUUUAUUGACAAUAUAUGAUUUAGAGCGUUUUAAAAAAUUAAUUCAAUGGCCAGUAACAUGCAAAAAAACAGAAGUCAAAUAUCGUAAUAAUGUUAAAGAUUAUUUAAACCAAAUAGCAAAUGAAAAUCUUGAUAUCGAUUUUCCUCCUAUUCUUACUUCUUAUUUGGUUCGUGCUCAUGGUACAAAGUUUACAAUUAUUAUGUGGAAACUCUCUAUAGUAGUAUUAAGGACUUAUAUUAAGAGGAAUUGUGACCCAAAUAUUUUCUAUGCACCACGUCUAGGUCCUACAAAAGAAUUGAUAAAAACAACUCUCCAAGGAAUAAAUAAAGAUAAGAUUUCUAGCAUUACAUCUCAUCAUAGAAAUAUAAACAAAAUGAAAGAAACAUCAAAAAUGAUUAUAGCGGAAGAAAAAGAAACCUUAGCUAAUAUAAAACAAGAACUUUUUGAAAAUAAACAAUCCAUGUUAAAUCUGAUAUCUGAAGCUCCAGUUAAUUCUAGCAUAAAAGAGUGCUUAGCAAAUAUUGAAAAUACAGAAAUUAUACAGUUAUGGAAAGAAAAUAUAACUGAAAAUUUAUCAUAUAUAAGAAGGAAACAAAAGAUUUUCAAGGAUGUACAAACUCUUAGUAAUAAAAUUACUAAUAUGGUUUCCAGUAUAAUUGGUGGUUCCGAGAUAUUAGAUGCACAGCAACUUGGAAAAGUACAUUCUUCUACAAUUUCAUUGCUUCCAUUAUCAACAAGUACGCAGUAUCUUCUUCAUCAUUUGUAUAUAAAUGACAAAUUAAUGUUACGUAAUUUUAUUGAAUUAUUGAAUUUCUUGUUGUGUCAAGCAUACCAAUGCUUAAAGAAAAAUGAAUUGAAAGAUAUAUCUAAGUGCCUUCUGCAAAUAGAGGCUAGCCAAGAAGAUAUAAAAUCUGGAAUAAAAUCAUUUCAGAAUUUAAGAACAAAUAUAGAAAGUAUUUCAAAUAAUUUAAAAUCACAUUUUUAUCAAAAGAAAAUGAAUGAAACAUAUCAAGAAAACAUUUCAGCAUUGGAAAAUAUUGUUUUUUCUUCAUCUCCAGUAAUAACAAUUAAUACCAAUUGUCGUGAUGAAGGAAAUGAUGUACUAAAAAGAUUAGAACUUACACCGAUAGAAGGUGCACACAAAUCAUUAUUUUCCAGAUACAAACGACAACAUGGCAAUACUAAUUUAUCUGUUUCACAAUUAAGAACAAAUUUAUUAGUAUCACGAAUUAAUUUUGAUGAUACUUUGUCUUUAAAUAACAGUGAUAAAACUUCACAAGCUCACUCAUCUAUACCUAAAACAAAUUCAUUAUCUACUAAACAUACAGGGAAAUAUUCACGUUUAUUUUUAUCAUAUGCAAAGAAGCCCAGUGAAAGAGGUAAUCAAAAUUCUUUUCUAUAUACGAUUAGUGAAAAUAAUAAUAAUAUCUUAUUUGUGUGUGUGUGUGUAGGUAACUGUAGUAUAAAUUCUAUAUCACAUUCUAUAAAAGCUAAUUCUACUACUAUAACAAAUACAGAAGGAGAAGCACAUAAUAUGUCACAAUUUAGUCUUAGAAAUACUACAAAGAGCUUUUUUGAUCUUAGAGAAGUAAUAAUACCUGAAAAAUUUAAUACAAUAAAUCAAUUAAAAUCUCAAUAUGUUCUGAAAGAGACUAACAAUAUACAUAAUGAUCAAUGUGAAAUGGAUAAUGAAACUGAAGGAGAUAAUCUAACCAAUAUUAAAGAGAAUAUGUCUGUCAAUAUUAAAGACAUAACAAAAAAAAGAAGAUCCAUCAGUGAUUUAGUGCAACGUUAUAAAAAAGUAUUAGAAAUUACUAAAGAAAAUAUAGAAUGUGAAAAUUAGAUAGAUAUAUCCUUUAUCAUAUAUCAUAAUAGCUAAGGAUAGGAAUUUAAUUUUAUACAAAAUCUAUAUAUAAUAAAUUUUAAAGUUUUAUAAAAUAAAUAAAACGCUUGUUUUUUUAAGUCGUUUUCAAUCAUACUCUAUUAGAGGAAUUCAUUGCU
Messenger RNA from Vespula vulgaris, 2583 nucleotides. RefSeq lists its product as uncharacterized. NCBI's taxonomy places the organism in Eukaryota, Metazoa, Arthropoda, Insecta, Hymenoptera, Vespidae. The coding region runs from base 443 to 2425 and encodes 660 amino acids. The record is from RefSeq and is a predicted model, not a curated record. Gene Ontology annotation, cellular component: HAUS complex; mitotic spindle microtubule. Gene Ontology annotation, biological process: spindle assembly. Gene Ontology annotation, molecular function: microtubule binding. The transcript has 7 exons.